AUGAAUCAGCCUACCGACGCCCUUCCACCGGACCGCUACAACCCGUUGAUCAACCCGGCUCACUCGAAGCCCGCAUUGGUAGAAGAACAUAUCGAGGAUCAGCACCACAUCCUCUUCUCGCGACCUCUUUUGGGAGCGCUGCUCUUCGAAAAUGCAAGCUCGGAUGCCCGUGACCACUGCGCCAACGAGCGCACUUUUCUUUCUUGGCUACGCCUUUCCAUGUACCUAGCCAUCGUCUCUCUCGCGAUCAUCAUCUCUUUCCAUUUCCGUGAACAGCCCUCCGCUCUGGAGCGAAACAUGGCUCUUCCCCUUGGCAUUAUCUUCUGGCUCCUGAGUCUGACCUGUCUGACUAAUGGGUUCGCCAACUACACUCGAACCGUUAUGAAGUACAGCCGCAAGGCGGCUCUUGUUCAGAGCGGUUGGAAGACCCAGGUCGUCUUUACGGUGAUCGGCACUGUGAUCCUGGGCAGUUGUAUCCUCUUUUUGUCGACGAACCGGGCUACGUGA
This is a messenger RNA of Penicillium cinerascens, 507 nucleotides long. RefSeq names its product DUF202 domain-containing protein. Lineage: Eukaryota; Fungi; Ascomycota; Eurotiomycetes; Eurotiales; Aspergillaceae. The transcript has 2 exons. The record is from RefSeq and is a predicted model, not a curated record. Bases 1 to 507 code for a protein of 168 amino acids.